AUGUAUGUUGAUGUUGAGAGUGAGGAAGUUACUGAAUGGACUUGUGAUACUGAAGAGGUUGAAGUUGGGUUGCUAUGUCCCAGUAUGGCAGAGUAUAAGUUGUUUGUAACUAAAUUUUGCAUUGCCAACUGUAUUGAAGUUGAGAAGUUUAAGGAUGAUCCAACCAGAUUGAAGUGCAAAUGUAAAGUCAAAAAGUGUCCAUUCAGACUCUAUGCUAAGAGUUAUUGGGUUUCUUGGAAAGGUAAAGCUUUAACAAAGAAGUUUGGGUCUUACGAAGAUGGGUACAAGUUUGCACCUGAGAUUAUGGAUCAGAUAUUGAAAAAGAAUGCAGGGAGUAUAACUCUUGUUACCACUGAUACUUACAAGGACUUCAAUUAUUGUUGCUUGGCAUUUUAUGCUUUUUUGAUUGGUUUUAAAGAUGGAUGCAGGCCAUUUAUAGGUCUAGAUGGGUGUUUUCUCAAAGGAAAGUAUGGUGGAGUGAUGCUUUCUGCAGUGGCACUUGAUGGAAACAAUGGUAUGUAUCCUCUGGCAAUCUUUAUUUGUGAUUUUGAAAACAAGGAAAAUUGGAUUAUUUUUCUCAAUCUUAUCAAGGCUAGAUUGCUAGAGCAUCCUGCUCCAUUAACAUUCAUCUCAGAUAGGCAGAAGGGAUUGGUCCCAACACUUCAAGAAGUGUUUUCUUCAAGUAGGAAUAGAUUCUGUUUUAGACACAUAUUUGAGAAUUUUAAGACCAAAGGCCAUAAGGGGACUUACAUGAAGACAUUAGCAUGGGGUGCAGCAAAGGCCUAUAGGAACACAUAUCACAAUAAGUAUAUGGCUACUAUGGAAACAGAUAAUAAGAGGGCACACCAAUGGUUUGAGGAUAUCCCAACACAUCUGUGGGAAAGAUCUACUUUUGAUACUACUUCAAAAUGUGAGCAUGUGACAAACAAUUUUUCAGAAAGUUUCAAUAGUUGGAGUUUGGAUGUAAGAUCCAAACCUCUGCACAGGAUCCUUGAAGGGUUCAAUUUGAAAAUGAUGGGUCUGAUGUUUGAUAGAAAGAUGAAGAACCAUGAAACAUCAAGUAGAUGGAAUGUGGAUGUCAAGGAAAAGAUUUGUAAUUGUAACGUGCGGGAACUUACAGGAAUACCCUGUGUACAUGUUGUUUCUGUUUCUUGCCACCUUAGACUGAAUAUCAAUAGUAUGGUACAUGAUUAUCACAAAAUCUCAUCUUACAAAAAGGCUUAUGCUGGAAAAGUUGUUGCAUGUGAUAGUCAAGAUCACUGGAAUGAGGAGCAUCCAAUGGUGGUGUACAUGCCUAAGUUCAAGAUAAAGACAAGUAGACUAAGAACUAAGAGGAUUAGGUCUGAUGUAGAAGGAGAACAACCACAUAAGAAGGCAAAAAGAUCUUGUACCAAUUGCAGUCUACUAAACAUAACAUUAGGACUUGCCCAACCAUAA
This is a messenger RNA of Papaver somniferum (opium poppy), 1437 nucleotides long. RefSeq lists its product as uncharacterized. NCBI's taxonomy places the organism in Eukaryota, Viridiplantae, Streptophyta, Magnoliopsida, Ranunculales, Papaveraceae. The record is from RefSeq and is a predicted model, not a curated record. The transcript has 5 exons. Bases 1 to 1437 code for a protein of 478 amino acids. Gene Ontology annotation, molecular function: zinc ion binding.